Messenger RNA from Puccinia graminis f. sp. tritici CRL 75-36-700-3, 1206 nucleotides. RefSeq lists its product as uncharacterized. The record is from RefSeq and is a predicted model, not a curated record. Bases 88 to 1206 code for a protein of 372 amino acids. NCBI's taxonomy places the organism in Eukaryota, Fungi, Basidiomycota, Pucciniomycetes, Pucciniales, Pucciniaceae. The transcript has 3 exons.
UGGACCGUAGGUUUUCAAGACACGACUUCCAACAAUCCUAAAUUACACGAUCUCUGUUUUAAAAGAAAAAAUCCGUUCCCAAACAUCAUGAUUUCAAAUCAUAUCGACAGAUUAGGCCACAUUUGGAUUGAAAAAUCACGCGACGAAGAUGGAAAAACUGAUUUUCCAACCAAGAAGUAUAGGGUUUUAUUUCAAAAGACUUGUUCCGAUCUCGAUCUUGGUUUGUUUCUUUGGCCCCAAUUCCAUGUCAAGAAAAUCGAAAAAGCUCUUAAUCUGGGGAAACAGUCCAACUUCGUACCGGACACGCCCAAGAUACCGAUUUAUCAAGAUAACAUUAUUGAACUCUGCGAUCAGGAUCGACUACUAUUGUUUACAACCGAAUAUAGAUCCCAUAGAGUUUUCAUCGACCUUCAAAUAUCGGUAGAAUUCUGCUGGGCUAGUGAUUGCGAUGAGGCCGAGAAACGAGGAGACUUGAAAGAAAAUGAAGGGGAAAAUAAGUGUGAACCCCUGCCAGAAAGUUCGGUGUGGAUUGAUAAUCUUCUACAGUGGCCGAACCCUUGUGAACGCUAUUCACACUACGUCAAAGUUCCCAGUUCGUAUCCCGACUUUGAUGUAAUUGACGAAGGACAAGAUGUGCAGCAAGCCACUCCAAGUGGAAUUGUAAUAAGCCACACGGAUGAGCAGGAAUCACCAGAACAGAUAACAAUCGCACAAACUAUGGAACCGAUGGAGACCAACCGAGACACUUCAAGCAACGCGUGUCUGUUCAAAUCGACAAAAACCAUCAAAAACCAGACCAAGUGCAAAGACAAAGCUGAGCAGACGCCAACCGCAACUACACACGGCUUAUUAGGCCCUACUCAAGUCAAAUAUUUAACCGUCGAUUCCUCAGAAAAUCCACUCAUCUGCAACUCCGAUCCGGCAUUCUCACCUCGCAAGAUAAAAAUUCUAGGUGAUAAAUAUCAAGAUUCCCAAACCAAUUCACUUGCUGGCGAAAAAGAAAUACCAGAAAAACAAAUACAACAACGAUUGAAAUCGACCUUGCGACAAGGAAAGGAGAAUAAUUCAAAUGAAUCAAAGAAACUCAAUUCAAAAGGGAAAUCCUCAGGUAAUGAUAAAUCAGUUAAAAGAAAAUCUCCUCGAUUAAUCGAAAUGUCACACUCUCAUAAUCAGCAAUUAUCAACUUCUAAAAGAAAAAGAAUUUGA